GCGCUACUCAGGGUUGAAGCGAAUAUCUACGAAUACAAUUUAAGCGUGUCUCUCACCAGCCCCCGUCUCGACCUAAAGUAAGUUAAACCAAGCCCCAAGAUGCCGAAGCCAGUCGUUCAGGUCGGAGGUGAUCCCGAUCCCUCCGAAUGGCUGUACAUUUCGGAGGAGAUGAAGCGUAUCGAUCAGAGCAAGCCUUACGACGCGAAGAAAGCCUGCUGGGUUCCAGAUGAAACGGAAGGUUACGUGCAGGGUGAAAUCAAGGCCACCAAGGGUGAAUUGGUCACCGUUUCCUUGCCCAAUGGAGAGACUAAGGACUUCAAGAAGGAUCUGGUUGGUCAGGUCAAUCCACCAAAGUACGAAAAAUGCGAGGAUAUGUCCAACUUGACAUAUCUUAACGAUGCCUCUGUCUUGCAUAACUUGAGAGAGCGAUACAGGGCCAGGCUCAUCUAUACCUACUCCGGCUUGUUCUGUAUUGUCAUCAACCCUUACAAACGUUGGCCGCUGUACACCAUGCGAGUUGCCAAGAUGUACCGUGGCAAGCGUCGUAAUGAAAUUCCACCACAUCUGUUCGCCAUCUCUGACGGUGCUUACGUCAACAUGUUAACUAACAAGGAUAACCAGUCUAUGCUGAUUACCGGUGAAUCUGGUGCCGGAAAGACUGAGAACACUAAGAAAGUCAUUGCGUACUUUGCCACCAUUGGUGCCUCGAGCAAGAAGGAAGUCGAAAACAAACCCUCCCUGGAAGAUCAAGUCGUCCAGACCAAUCCCGUACUCGAAGCCUAUGGUAACGCCAAGACCGUCCGUAACGAUAACUCUUCCCGUUUCGGUAAAUUCAUCCGUAUUCACUUUACCGCAUCCGGUAAGCUGGGUGGUGCUGAUAUUGAGACCUAUCUGCUGGAGAAAGCUCGUGUCAUUUCCCAGCAGACCUUGGAGCGCUCGUACCACAUCUUCUACCAGAUGAUGUCCGGCUCUGUCAAGGGGCUGAAAGAAAUGUGCUUCCUGUCCAACGAUAUCUACGACUACUUCAAUGUCUCCCAGGGAAAAGUCACCAUUCCCAACGUCGAUGACGGUGAAGAAUGUAGGCUGACUGAUGAAGCUUUCGAUAUCUUGGGCUUCACCCAGGAUGAGAAGGACAACAUCUACCGAAUUACGUCCUCUGUCAUGCAUAUGGGUGGCAUGAAGUUCAAGCAGAAGGGUCGCGAAGAGCAAGCCGAGGCCGACGGAACGGAGGAAGGUGACCGUGUCGCCAAGCUGUUGGGUUGCGUCACUGAGGAUCUGUACAAGAACUUGCUGAAGCCACGUAUCAAGGUCGGCGCCGAGUUCGUCACCAAGGGUCAGAACAAGGACCAGGUCACCAAUGCCGUCGGUGCCCUCUGCAAGGGUAUCUUCGAUCGUCUCUUCAAGUGGCUGGUUAAAAAGUGUAACGAAACGCUGGAUACCAAGCAGAAGCGUGCUCAGUUCAUCGGUGUGCUGGAUAUUGCUGGUUUCGAAAUUUUCGACUACAACGGUUUUGAGCAGCUCUGUAUUAACUUCACCAACGAGAAGCUGCAGCAGUUCUUCAACCAUCACAUGUUCGUCCUUGAGCAGGAAGAAUACAAAAAGGAGGGUAUCAACUGGGCCUUCAUCGAUUUCGGUAUGGAUCUGCUAGCCUGUGUAGAACUGAUUGAAAAGCCCAUGGGAAUCCUGUCGAUUCUGGAGGAAGAAUCUAUGUUCCCCAAGGCAACCGAUCAAACAUUUGCUGAGAAGCUGAUGACAAAUCACUUGGGUAAGUCUGCCCCAUUCAUGAAGCCAAGACCCACGAAACCAGGUAUCCCAGCUGGUCAUUUUGCCAUCGGUCACUACGCUGGUGUCGUCACGUACAAUAUCACUGGUUGGCUGGAGAAGAACAAGGAUCCUCUGAACGACACCGUCGUCGAUCAGUUCAAGAAGGGCACGAACGCGCUGGUGGUAGAGAUCUUUGCUGACCAUCCAGGACAGUCCGGCGAGCCAGCCGGCAAGGGUGGACGUGGCAAGAAGGGAGCUGGUUUCGCCACUGUCUCUUCAUCUUACAAGGAACAGUUGAACAACCUGAUGCACACUCUACAGUCGACUUCGCCUCACUUUGUCCGUUGUAUCAUUCCUAAUGAACUUAAGCAGACCGGUCUCAUCGAUGCCCACUUGGUCAUGCACCAACUGACCUGUAACGGUGUGCUUGAGGGUAUCCGUAUUUGCCGUAAAGGUUUCCCCAAUCGAAUGAUGUACCCUGACUUCAAGCAGCGCUAUCUCAUCUUAGCACCAGCUGCCAUGGAGGCCGAAGCGGAACCAAAGAAGGCCGCCGAGAAGUGUUUCGAAGCUAUUCAGCUGGAUCCUGACUCCUACCGUAUUGGUCACACCAAGGUCUUCUUCCGUGCCGGUGUCCUGGGUACGAUGGAGGAUUUCCGUGACCAGCGUCUGUCCAAGAUCAUGUCCUGGUUGCAGUCUUGGUGCCGUGGCUACUUGGUCCGCAAGGAGUUCACCAAGAUGCAGGAGCAGCGCAAGGCCCUGGAAAUUGUUCAGCGCAAUCUGCGUAAGUACCUGAAGCUCCGUACCUGGGCCUGGUGGAAGCUGUGGCAGAAGGUCAAGCCGCUGCUUAACGUUUCCCGUGUUGAGGACCAGAUCGCUAAACUGGAAGAGAAGGCCACGAAGGCUACGGAAGCCUUGGAGCGGGAAGAGAAGAUGCGCAAGGAACUGGAAUCCAUGAACAGUAAGCUGUUGGCCGAAAAGACCGCCCUGUUGGAUUCGUUGUCCGGCGAGAAGGGAGCUCUCCAAGAAUACCAGGAGAAAGCUGCCAAGUUGACUGCCCAGAAGAACGAUCUCGAAAACCAACUACGUGACACUCAGGAACGCUUGGCUCAGGAGGAAGAUGCCCGUAAUCAACUGUUCCAGACCAAGAAGAAGUUAGAACAAGAGAUUUCCGGACAGAAGAAGGAUGCUGAGGAUCUGGAACUGCAGAUUCAGAAGAUCGAACAGGACAAGGCGUCCAAGGAUCACCAGAUCCGCAACUUGAACGAUGAGAUUGCCCACCAGGAUGAACUGAUCAACAAGUUGAACAAGGAAAAGAAGAUGCAGGGUGAAGUCAACCAGAAGACAGCCGAAGAAUUGCAGGCAGCCGAGGAUAAGGUGAACCAUCUGAACAAGGUUAAGGCCAAGCUCGAGCAAACUCUUGAUGAACUGGAGGACUCUCUGGAACGCGAGAAGAAGCUGCGCGGUGAUGUUGAUAAGGCCAAGCGCAAGGUCGAGGGUGACCUGAAGCUGACUCAGGAAGCCGUCUCCGACCUGGAGCGUUGCAAGAAGGAACUGGAGCAGACCAUCAUGCGAAAGGAUAAGGAAAUCUCUGCAAUGUCCGCCAAGCUGGAGGAUGAACAGAACCUGGUCGGCAAGCUGCAGAAGCAGAUCAAGGAACUGCAAGGUCGCAUUGAGGAAUUGGAGGAGGAAGUCGAAGCCGAACGUCAAGCUCGUGCCAAGGCUGAGAAGCAGCGCGCCGAUUUGGCUCGUGAACUCGAGGAGCUGGGAGAACGCCUAGAAGAAGCCGGUGGUGCCACCUCUGCUCAGAUUGAACUGAACAAGAAGCGUGAAGCUGAACUUGCUAAACUGCGCCGAGAUUUGGAGGAAGCCAACAUACAGCAUGAAGGCACGCUGGCUAACCUGCGCAAGAAACACAAUGAUGCCGUUGCUGAAAUGGCAGAACAGGUUGAUCAGCUCAACAAACUCAAAACAAAGGCUGAACACGAUCGAGCAAACAUGUACAAUGAACUGAACAACACUCGCUCGGCCUGUGAUCAACUAUCCCGCGAUAAGGCCGCCCAAGAGAAGAUUGCCAAGCAGCUGCAGCAUACGCUGAACGAAGUGCAAGGCAAGCUGGACGAAACCAACCGCACUCUGAACGACUUUGAUGCCGCCAAGAAGAAGCUGUCCAUUGAGAACUCUGACCUGUUGCGUCAGCUGGAGGAUGCCGAGUCCCAAGUUUCGCAGCUAAGCAAAAUUAAGAUCUCACUCUCUCAGCAACUGGAGGAUACCAAACGUCUCGCCGACGAGGAAGCUCGAGAACGAGCAACCCUUCUCGGCAAGUUCCGCAACCUGGAACACGAUCUUGACAACCUGCGCGAGCAAGUUGAGGAGGAAGCCGAAGGCAAGGGAGACAUCCAGCGCCAGCUAAGCAAGGCCAACGCUGAAGCUCAACUGUGGCGCAGCAAGUACGAAUCCGAGGGUGUUGCCCGUGCUGAAGAACUUGAAGAAGCCAAGAGGAAGCUCCAGGCACGUCUUGCCGAAGCCGAAGAAACCAUCGAGUCGCUCAACCAGAAAUGUAUUGCUCUGGAGAAGACCAAGCAGCGAUUGGCUACCGAAGUCGAGGAUCUGCAGCUGGAGGUUGAUCGUGCUACCUCCAUUGCCAACGCUGCCGAGAAGAAGCAGAAGGCCUUUGACAAGAUCAUUGGAGAAUGGAAGCUCAAGGUCGACGAUCUGGCUGCCGAACUGGAUGCCUCGCAGAAGGAAUGCCGUAACUACUCCACCGAACUAUUCCGACUCAAGGGUGCCUACGAAGAAGGUCAGGAACAGCUUGAAGCAGUCCGUCGUGAGAACAAGAAUUUGGCUGAUGAAGUCAAAGAUCUGUUGGACCAGAUCGGCGAAGGUGGUCGCAACAUUCACGAAAUCGAAAAGUCUCGUAAGCGUCUGGAGGCUGAAAAGGAUGAACUGCAAGCCGCACUUGAGGAAGCUGAAGCUGCUCUGGAACAGGAGGAGAACAAAGUGCUGCGUGCUCAGCUGGAGUUGUCUCAGGUCCGACAGGAAAUUGACCGUCGCAUCCAGGAGAAGGAAGAGGAAUUCGAAAACACUCGCAAGAAUCACCAACGUGCAUUGGACUCAAUGCAAGCCUCUCUGGAAGCCGAAGCCAAGGGUAAGGCUGAGGCCCUGCGCAUGAAGAAGAAGUUGGAAGCGGACAUUAACGAGCUUGAGAUUGCCCUGGAUCAUGCUAACAAGGCAAACGCCGAAGCGCAGAAGAACAUCAAGCGCUACCAGCAACAGCUGAAGGAUUGUCAAACCGCACUGGAGGAGGAACAACGUGCACGUGAUGAUGCCCGAGAGCAGCUUGGAAUUUCUGAACGCCGUGCCAACGCUCUGCAGAACGAACUGGAGGAAUCGCGCACCCUGCUGGAACAGGCUGACCGUGGCCGUCGCCAGGCUGAACAGGAGCUGAGCGACGCUCAUGAACAGCUCAAUGAAGUUUCCGCACAGAACGCCUCCAUUGCCGCAGCGAAGAGGAAGCUCGAGUCUGAACUGCAGACCCUGCACUCCGAUCUGGACGAGUUGCUGAACGAAGCGAAAAAUUCCGAAGAAAAAGCCAAGAAGGCAAUGGUUGAUGCAGCCCGUCUAGCUGAUGAACUCCGUGCCGAACAGGACCAUGCACAAACCCAAGAGAAGCUGCGCAAGGCGCUGGAGCAGCAAAUCAAGGAACUCCAGGUCCGCAUAGAUGAAGCCGAAACCAACGCCCUGAAGGGAGGCAAGAAAGCCAUCCAGAAACUGGAACAGCGAGUCCGCGAAUUGGAAUCUGAACUGGAUAACGAACAGAGAAGACACGCCGAUGCCCAGAAGAACCUGCGUAAAUCCGAACGUCGCAUUAAGGAACUGACCUUCCAGUCCGAGGAGGACCGCAAGAAUCACGAACGCAUGCAGGACCUCGUCGACAAGCUGCAGCAGAAGAUCAAGACUUACAAGAGGCAGAUUGAGGAAGCCGAAGAAAUUGCCGCUCUGAAUCUGGCCAAAUUCCGCAAGGCGCAGCAGGAACUGGAAGAAGCCGAGGAGCGUGCUGACCUUGCCGAGCAAGCUGCCACGAAAUUCCGCACCAAGGGAGGACGUGGUGGUUCAGCGCAGCGUGGUGCCAGCCCGGCAUUGAGUACAUUGUAAACAUUUCGUUUUCCGCUUAAAUUCGACUCUACACUCUCAUCUGCAUCUUCACCAAACGGAAGCCAAUGCUGAUCGGACUAUUGUGAGAAAUUUGUCAGAAAGUCUCCUUUUUUUUAUUUCAACGAACCAUUUUCAUACUGUCAGGAAAAUGAUACACAACAAACGAUGAAAGAAUGACUAUUUAUUAGAUUUAAUAUCCCUACUAUUACGGUUAUUUUUUUUAAAUAACAAUUGCAAGAAAAUACAUUGGAUACGUGCAAAA
Molecule: messenger RNA, 6178 nt
Organism: Ochlerotatus camptorhynchus
Lineage: Eukaryota; Metazoa; Arthropoda; Insecta; Diptera; Culicidae
Product: myosin heavy chain, muscle-like
Exons: 14
Coding region: 100-5916 (1938 amino acids)
Biological process (GO): muscle contraction; sarcomere organization
Cellular component (GO): cytoplasm; myosin filament; myosin II complex
Molecular function (GO): actin filament binding; microfilament motor activity; ATP binding
Source: RefSeq, a predicted model, not a curated record